GGCCCUGGCCCGCUGCCUUACAUGGGCAAACCUCUGAGCAAUCCGAGCAAACUCUCAACUCACUCAGACGGCUGGAAUUUCACAGCGUGACGUCACCGCCUACAACUCUCCCACUAUUUGGAUCAAGAAGUUUCACUUUUUUUGGUGGGAUUUCAGCGUCUCGUACAUUUCCUAGAAAGCGAGAUUUCAACAUACUGCAAACAACUUCAGCAGUUCUCCAGAACUUCCUGAGAUCCAAAGGGAAGAAAAAGUGCUGCAAAGAGGUGGCUAUAAAUAUCGGGAAGAGCCCAGGAAAAAGCCAAAGGUGUGUGAUCCUGUGGUCCUGACCAUCACCGCUUUAAAAACCUUGAACCAUGUGGAACGCAGCGAAUAACCAGACGGGGCAAGUGGCUGCCAGGAUGGAGACUACGCCGUCUAUGGGCAGCGCCAGCAUCUCCAUCUCCCAGCAACAGGCGCCCAAGAAGUUUGCCCCCAUGGUUGCACCCAAGCCCAAGUUCAACCCCUACAAACAGAUGGGAGAAGCCCCCUAUGACCCUGCAGCGGACUACCCUCCCCCUCCACCACCUGCUGAAGAUGCAGCCUUCCCCCCUCCGCCGACGGCCAACUCAUACGAUCAUCAGAUGAGGGGGCCAGAGAAGACCCUGGAGGAGCGGCGCUCCAGCCUGGACGCAGAGAUCGACUCCCUCACCAGCAUCCUGGAGGACCUGGAGAGCAGCUCGCCCUACAAGCCCCGAAACACCCAGAAUACCGGGACUUUGGAGCGCUCCAGCGGCAACACUCCGGUCACUGGUUAUAAGCGCAUGGUCAUUCCAAACACGCCUCCUCUGACGGCCACCAAGAAGUCCACCCCCAAACCUCAGGCCCCAGGGGGGGGCUCAGCGAUGCCGCCUUACUCCGCCAGCCCGGUGACCAAGCCUCAAAGCCACAUGGCUCCCCAGCCUGUGCCGGCCUCCUACGCUACAGCGUCCACCCCGAGCCAGCCCACCUUCAACGUCCAGGUGAGGUCGGCCCAACCGGGCCCCCAACACCAAGCCCCGGGGGGGCAGCAUUUUGGCCAAGUGCCGGUCCGCAGCCCCGCACAGGUGCAGUACAUGCCCGCCCAGCCCAAAGGUCCCGACUUUGCUUACGGACCACCACAGCCCGGCUUCUCCCCGAUGGCCCCUCAGGAGCAGCAUCAUCCAGGAGGAGUGAGCUCCAGGAGACCCGACCUGGUCCCGGCCCAGGGAUACCAGCCCUCCGGGCCCAAGAAGACCUACAUCACUGAUGUUCCCCCUGCCAUGGUGACCUACACCGCUGGACCAGCUGCUCCAAUAAAGGGCGGCGCUCCCGGGGCUCACCCAGAGGAUGAACUGGAGCGCCUGACCAAGAAGAUGCUGUUUGAUAUGGACAACCCUCCGUCUGAGGAAUAUUUCGGGCGCUGUGCCAGCUGUGGGGAGAACGUGGUGGGGGAGGGCACCGGCUGCACCGCCAUGGACCAGGUCUUCCACGUGGACUGCUUCGUGUGCAUGACCUGCAACACCAAGCUGCGCGGCAAGCCCUUCUACGCCGUGGAGAAGAAGGCGUACUGCGAGCCCUGCUACAUUAACACCCUGGAGACCUGCACCAUCUGCAGUAAGCCCAUCAUGGAGCGCAUCCUGAGGGCUACGGGGAAAGCCUACCACCCUCACUGCUUCACCUGCGUGGUGUGUCACCGCAGCCUGGACGGCAUCCCCUUCACCGUGGACGCGUCCAACCACAUCCACUGCAUCGAGGACUUCCACAAGAAGUUUGCUCCGCGCUGCUGUGUGUGCUCCGAGCCCAUCAUGCCAGCGCCGGGCCAGGAGGAGACCGUCCGUAUCGUGGCCCUGGACCGUGACUUCCACGUGCAGUGCUACCGCUGCGAGGACUGCGGCAGCCUCCUCUCGGAGGGGGACAACCAGGGCUGCUACCCACUGGACGGGCACGUCCUCUGCAAAAACUGUAACAGCAGCCGCAUCCAGGCCCUCACUGCCAAGGCCACCACGGAUCUCUGAGCAGCCGCCGCCUCGUCACCUCCACUGUGAUAUCCCAGCUCACGCACUCCCUUUUUGUUUUUUUUUUUCUUUGCAAAAGUACCCAUCUACAGAGAGCUCCAUCCUUCAGCGUAUACAUAUAUCGUAUAUCUCUCUAUAUUUAUAUCCACUUUGUUACAAAAUAUUGCAUCACAUGUUCGCCUGCGUACAUGCAACUACUGUGACUCGGUACAACUACGGCAGGGGAGGUCUUAUUUAACUGCUUUAUUAAGAUGAAUAAUUUUACACAUUUCUGCAGGUACACUCAGACCCCUCCAGGCGAAGGAGGUGACGACCGCUCUCUCUUUCACGUCUGCAGGCCGAACACGCAGCUACUAGUGGGAGCUAGGUAGCUUAGCUUUGGGUGAAGGGUGUAACGGCUCGCCCGGCUCUGUCCACAUUACAAAAUGCUUCCUGUAGCACCUUUAAAGCCGAAGCAGAAACAGAGCCUCGGAGCUGAACCGCUGCUUAAAGCAAUCGCUUCAUAUCCUCCAGUUAACUGUGACAAGAUACACAUGCAUGCAUUGACCUCAGUGUUGUGAUCUAAAGAAGCGACCGCCUCCUCCAGAACUCUGGAGGUGAGGUCACGGAUGAGUGUGUUUGUUUGUGAGAAAGAAAGAAAGACACUGUAGCUCUAGCAGUAUUUAGAAAAACCACGAGUUGCUUCAAACGUGUGUGUUGUUGUGUGUCGCAAGAAUACGACAUAAAAGAGAGCAGAACUUCAAAACUGUUCUGCACAACCGAACACCAAAGAAGUGAGUUAAACUGCCGUAUUUCCUGUGCACUCUUUGUUUAUGCAAGUGUAUUAAACGUUAUCUACAGCGUGCCGAACGAGACCACAGGAAAUACUGUAAUUUUUCUCUGUCUAGAACAAAAUCCUCAACAAGCAGCUUUUGGAUAAAAUAUGAAGCCCGAAACCCGUCGAAACCCGUCGAAAUGCUCCCUAAAGUAGCCAGUAGAUCAUUUCAGUUGGUCCAAGCAGCACAAUCAUGAAAUGCCAUUCAUAUAAAUAUAGUCUUGCAGUACUAUUUAAGUUUUCUAUUAUUUUUUUUUGUCACAGAUAAACGAGUAACCCCCCCCCCCCCCCCAAAAAAAAAUAGAAAUAAAAAUCCUCCUGCCAGAGUAGAUGUGAGCAGUGUGGCAGUAUGGAGUAAGUAAUAGUACACAACUAUGCAAUUUCCAAUGUUAAUUGCAUUGACACUUUAUAAGAAAUUUUAUGAAUAAGGAAAUAUUUUACCUGUACAUAUCCAGCUGUGUGUGUCCCUGCGCUGUUUGCCUGCAUCGACACACACAUUUUAUAUUUUGUGUUUGUUUUAGUUGAUGGGAGAAGAAGGGACCAUAGUGGUUUGGACCGGCAGAUCCACUUUAAUCUGAGAGUCCAGACUAAUUCCUGCAGCGGUAAUAAUAAGAGAAAGGGCUCUGGCAGGGAGCUGAAGGAGCCCUGUGGAGUUUUCCCACACGUAGAGGUGGAACAGGGGAGGUUUUAAAGCAUUUUAUCUGAAUCACGCAUGCACGCACGCACAGAGUAAGGCGGACACCGUGAUGGUUCAGGGUAGGAGAGGUGGUGUUGACAUUUCAUUCAUAACAAAUGACUGAAAUAACAGAAAACCAUGAGUGUGACAUGGAGACUGAUGAUGGACGCAAACACGGAGAAAACAGUAGAGACGUGCAGGUGACACAGGAAAGCCCGCAAUCAGAGAAAAUGACUUCAAAUAAUUACAAAACAAAGGAAAACAAACAAAAACCGCGUUACAUCUCGGAGUCGCGGUUGCCACUCAGCUUUUUUCCAGUCAGGAGAAUUUAAUUAAGUUGACCGAUGACACGACAAACAUUUGUUUUUCUUUGUUUUUUCCCCCCGCUGCUGUUUCGUAUUGACGGUUGUUUACAAGGAAAGCGCUGCGGCAGCGAAGCCAGUAGGAACACGGCCCAGCAACAGAAGAGAAAAACCGCAGGAUUCAGGCAGUUUCCAGCUCAACAUGUUUCCUCGUGCUCAGAAACACAGAAGCACAACAUUCACGUGUUCACAAAAAAACUCCACAGGGUGCCUUUAAGCAACAAAGACCAUGUAAUGAAUAAGUAAUUACUAGUAAGUGUUUGCCAGCGUAUCAGCUGGACUAGUUUGCAGUCAAUCACACAAACACAAGUGUUUCUCCAUCCUCAGAAAUCUCUUGUGCCUUUCGAUGAUUAUGUCCUGAACAAAGCUGUUAAUUAUCAGUGCCUUUUUGUUUCUCUCUUUCCCGAUUUCUUCUCACAUCGGUUGGUAAUGUUGGCGGUCCUCCAAACAAGCAAUCUCUAUAAAGUCCUAUCUGUGUUAAUCAAUAUGUGUGAGUGCAGCAGAUCAGGUUCAUCAGUCUCAGCAAAGGCAGUGUCGUUACCAUGGGAACACUUUGUAAAUAACUGCGCUAAUAAGGUUGUGAAAGUAACACUGAGACUUGUGAGAAUAUUUCAGACAUUUGCAUGAGCUUGUUUUCUAUCCAAAAUUAGACUGAGAUCAGUAUUUAAAAAGUAAAGGAGUAUUGGGAGGUGAGAAGAUUGGAUGGUGUUUGGCAGCAGACGGACGUCAGUCACGCCCUCACAGCUGCCGGAUAAACCAGUCUAAGCAAUCUGAACUAAAUAUUUAUGGGCUUUUCCCAUCAAGAUUUCACCUGACGCACGACGAGAUUUAUAAUAGUUUAAUAGAGUUGAAUUUAGUUUGAGAUGGAGCAGGUCCACUGCUUUGAAUAUUAAUUGAGAUCUGCAGUUUUAACGAUACUCCAGAAUGUCUCGUUCCAGACGCUCAGUAACAGUCCUGCCAAACCUCUUUUAUUUUAAAAUCCUGUAAAUAAAUUUGAGGAUGAUUUGCAAAAGUUGCACCUGCGGAGGAAAGACAUUCCACUCUGUGCUUCUCCCUAGAGAAACAAAUCCUUCCUGUUUCCCUUCUGAUGUGGGGGGAAAAAGAUGAGAUGUUUAUUUCACAUUUCUUUUUAUUUGUUAGGAAUUUUUAAUAUGUAGCCAUAUUUGUAUUAAUGACGGACGUAGCCGGAGAAAACUUGCCAGGAAGAAUUUGCGUGUGCCUUUGAAUGAAGGCCUGCGUGCCGCUCAGUCAACGGUAAACACAGGAUUAUUUAUAAAGUAGAGUCAGUUUCAAACUCGGGGUUGGUUUUAUUAGCAUGUUUUCUGCAAAGCGUUCCCCGCUGUGGCCUUGUACUCAGCUAGAUCUCUGCUGGGUUCAGAGAGGUCUCUGGACAACGUUUUCCUGAUUGAGCUGAGAAUAAACGCAGCGCUUGACGUUUAGAGAAACGUUUAGAGGGGACCAGUCAGUUCUCUGCUCUUUCCUCCGCCCUCGUAUGUAAAAGUGCCUUCGGCUGAGCAGCGGUGAAUCACUAAACUGUCGCCGUGUAUUUCAUACUUUGCUCUGCCUCAAAAGAUUUGAGCUUGUUUACUUGUUUUUUACCAAAGUAAAUAAAGUUUUUGUUUUGUUUUUCUGGACCAACUCUGUAUCCACACGUAUGUUUCCACCAGGCCGGAUGCUUAACGGCGCUGCAGCAGCAGAGGCUUUAGUGGAGUUGAGGGUGAAAGUCUUAGUCAGCUGCUGCUGCUGAAGCCAAGCGUCUGCUCUGGAUCUG
Cololabis saira (Pacific saury) is the source of this 5635-nucleotide messenger RNA. RefSeq names its product LIM domain containing preferred translocation partner in lipoma (gene lpp). The transcript has 13 exons. Gene Ontology annotation, biological process: cell-cell adhesion. NCBI's taxonomy places the organism in Eukaryota, Metazoa, Chordata, Actinopteri, Beloniformes, Belonidae. Gene Ontology annotation, cellular component: focal adhesion; stress fiber. The coding region runs from base 354 to 2012 and encodes 552 amino acids. The record is from RefSeq and is a predicted model, not a curated record.